Messenger RNA from Sipha flava (yellow sugarcane aphid), 2034 nucleotides. RefSeq names its product prostaglandin E2 receptor EP4 subtype-like. Gene Ontology annotation, cellular component: plasma membrane. The transcript has 5 exons. Gene Ontology annotation, biological process: positive regulation of cytosolic calcium ion concentration; inflammatory response; adenylate cyclase-activating G protein-coupled receptor signaling pathway. Lineage: Eukaryota; Metazoa; Arthropoda; Insecta; Hemiptera; Aphididae. The record is from RefSeq and is a predicted model, not a curated record. The coding region runs from base 756 to 1664 and encodes 302 amino acids. Gene Ontology annotation, molecular function: G protein-coupled receptor activity.
UAAAAUUUUACUGUUCAUUAUAUGUAUAAUAUAUGCUACGAUUAGGUCUAAAUCUUAACGCCGCAAAUACCAUAUCGUAGUAUAUUUGAUGGAUCAUGCUAGUUUUAAAAUUUUACCUAUACUGUACUCCGCACUACCAAUGUAUAUAUAAUAUAUAUUAUACGUAUAUAAUAUGUACAACUGUAUAUAAUAUGUAUAUAAUAGUACAAAGUGUCCGCGUUCUGAAAUUUUUAUUUUUACCCUACCGUACAAAGUGACCGUUUACCAGAAGUUUUAAUAGGAUAUGAAGUGCAUGGGUUCAGCUUGUUGUAAAUAAUAUAUUAUAUAUUGUUUGAAGUUUCUUACUUUUCUUGGUAUCAGCAAAAUUUGGGUCUCACGAUUCAGAGUACUAUAUUACUGACUUGGUUUUUUUUUUUACUUUUUUAUACAUUUAACUAAUUAAGAUUCAGAAUAAUAACAUAAAAAUCGGUAUUUAUUUUAUAACUCGAGUUAGAAAAGUACAAAACGGCUUUUACAAUUGUUACAGAUCCAUCGCAUAGAACAUAAUAAUAUAUUUUAUGACCGUGUCGUAGAUCUUACACUGGGGGGACGUGACCUCAGUGGCGGCUUUGGUACACGCAGCUGCCAAGCAAGUGCAUCUGGUGGGUGUUGGUGAUAGUGGAUGAUAAAUUUCACGUUAGAAAUCGCGGGCAUACUAGCAGCGUGCAGUAACCGACUGGCAGUCAGAACAACCGUACGCGAUCGACGAACAUCGGAUGUCAACAUGUCGAAUGCGACCACGGCGAUUUCGUCGCUGCAUUUGGCCACCACUGGCCAGUCCUCAUUGUUCCUGGAUACGCAACAAUUUGGACGGGCGACACAAGUUCCUGCUGCGUUGCAUGGCCACCAAUGAUUUCGUGGCGGAAAUCGGCAUGCUGGCUGUGACCAUCGUGAAGAACGUGUGGCCAGAGAUCGGGAACAACGUGUGGAGGUGUCGGCUGAUCGUGCUGUUGCGGUUCUUUGGGUUGGGCUCCGGUUGCGUGGCCGUCUUGAUGGCUGUCGAACGGUGGCUGGCCAUCACCCGCCCGUUUUUCUACCGUAUUUAUAUAACAGAAAACAUACUAAAACGAAUAAUGAUCAUGCUCUGGUUGACAGUAUUAUGUCUAGUUUGUGCGCCCUUCUUCGGGUUCGGUAUCUACUGGAAUAAUUCAAAGAUGUGUAGCCGUGUUGGCGAUGCUAAAGAAUCUUUGGACGUGAUUUACGCUUACGUGUACUUCAGCGUUGGUUUAUUAUUUUGCAUCGUGAUAACCUACUCAAAUGUAGACGUUAUAAUAAAACUGUCUACGAGAGAGAGAAUCAAUCACAGUAGGUUUAACGAGGUCCGCACAGAUGCAGAAAGAUUGUUCUGUUGGCUCAUGUUAUUCUUGUGUGCUUCUUUCGUCGUAUGUUGGCUCCCACAAUUGCUGUCAAUUCUGCUUGCCCAAUUUUGUCAAAACGCAUCACUGCUGAAAUGGUACAAUAAAAUUGCUGACUUGUUGUUGGUGCUACAUUUCUCGUUGGAUCCUUAUUUGUACGUACUACAACGAUGGAAGCUGGUCAGAUCGACUUUAAUAUGGUCAAAGUAUACAAGAGAUAACAUGGCCGGGGUAAUGCAGCUGUGUCCAAAUGCACAGUCAUCGGUUUAAUCUUGGCCAACGGCGUUUUGCUUCCUAUGACCGUAUAGAGAGAGAGAGAGAGUGGGGGAUAAAUGAAACCACCAUCGUCCUCUUCCCCCGAUCCAUCCAACCAAAAUUCUUCAUGUGUUCUACUACACAUUCGAAACCCAUGUUAUUAAUAUAAAUACAAAAAAUAAACUUGGGAUCGAUGGUCUCGGUCAUUAAAGGCUUUCUUUAAAAAAAAAAAAUUGUUUUAAUGUUUAUAUACAUAUUUUUAAUAUAUGUGAUAAGGUUUUGAUUGGAAUAUGAGCAUAAAGUGGCCGGUAAAUGGCAUUUUUUGCAAUUGUUUUGAUUUGACUUUGUUGUUUUUAAUUUUUAUACUUUACUCAUAAAUAUUUUA